Messenger RNA from Phalaenopsis equestris, 1965 nucleotides. Its product is annotated as elongation factor Ts, mitochondrial. Gene Ontology annotation, molecular function: translation elongation factor activity; protein binding. The transcript is spliced from 9 exons. Gene Ontology annotation, cellular component: mitochondrial matrix. Bases 703 to 1875 code for a protein of 390 amino acids. The record is from RefSeq and is a predicted model, not a curated record. Lineage: Eukaryota; Viridiplantae; Streptophyta; Magnoliopsida; Asparagales; Orchidaceae. Gene Ontology annotation, biological process: mitochondrial translational elongation.
CACCUAAAUUUUACUGGAAGCAGCCAGACGCCUGCCCCUAAACUACUUCCGCGUGCCCUAGGCCCUCGCGCGCUCACUCUCGCUCGAAGCUCCUCGCCGGCGAACGCUGCACCGCCGACGCUCUCCUCCGUGCCGAGACUCCCGUCCAAGGCUUCCUUGGCGCAGACGCUCGGCCGUUCUUUUCGUUGCCUUCUUAGCACGCACGGGCUGUUCGGUCCUUGCCGGAGGCGUCUUGCAGGCCUUCCUCGACGCCGGCGUCGAGCUCUCGCAGGCCUUAGCCUUCUCUCAAGCGAAGCCUUCGUGGGAUCCCUGAUCCUUCGCGUCACCUUCAACGCUAGCGACCGCAGCCCCCUUUCUUCGGCUUUCUCUCCUCCCAGCGAAGCCUACUCCGACGUGCGGACCUCAAGCCGGCGUUCCACAGCCGGCUGUCACCUCCUUCGCACGCAGAACCUAGGACAGAGAUUAUCCCCUCUCCCCUACAAUUUUCUUUUACGCCCCCAACAAGCUCCUCCUCCCAACCGCGUCGUGGGCCCCUUAUUCCCCGGUGGUCGGAAACCUCGCCGGAGUGCCUUAGAAUCGACGGACAGAGACGAUACCGUAGUGCGGAAAAGCGUGAAAGUCUUCUCUCUUUUCGGGGAGAGCUUCUCCCGAACUUCUCCGGACGACGAACAACCAACUCGUCGGAAGUUUGUUAACUCCAAUAUGAUCAGUUAUUGGACUGCUAAGAGAUCAAUUAAAUUCCUCCUAGAUGCAAGUGUUUGUGGGAACCUUAGACAUAGUUACGCUACAUGGGCAUGUAGAGGAAACAGACUCGUUCAACCGAGAGAUUUUCUCGCUCCUUUUUCUUUGAAUUCAGCCACUAUUAGAUGGUUUUCUUUAGAAGUUUCUGCUUCAGAGCAGAUGAAUCUUAUUAAACAGCUGAGGGAGAGGACAAGUGCUCCAAUCAAACAUGUAAAAUCUGCUCUUAUUGAUUGCAAAUGGGAUAUUGAGGCUGCACAAAAGGACCUACGAAAAAGAGGAGUGGUUCUUGCUUCAAAAAAGUCAUCUAGGAUUGCUGCUGAGGGUUUCGUGGCAGUGGCAGAAUCUGAUAACAGGGCCGCCAUUAUUGAGCUUAAUUGUGAGACAGAUUUCGUUGCUAGGAAUGAUGUAUUUCAACACUUGGCUUUGACUUUGGCUAGAACUGCUCUAUCAUCUAUUGGUCCUCCACAAGAGGGUCAAGAAGCGGCCUUUCAUUUUGGUUCUGAAUACCUACAGGACAUGAAUAUUGAUUUAAGUCAUCCAAAAAUUUCGGGGGAAACUACAGUGCAAAGCGCAAUCACAGAAGUUGCUGCUAUGGUUGGUGAGAAUGUAAAGUUUAGAAGAGGAUAUGCAAUGUCUACUUUUUCACAUGGGGUUGUUUGCUCCUACCUUCAUUCUUGCCCUCAACCAGGUUUGGGUCGUAUCGCUGGAAUGCUUACUAUUGAAGCUGAAGAUAACAGUGCUUCAUUAGAGCCUCUUAGAAAGGUCGGUUCCUCAUUAGCGAUGCACGUUGUGGCCGCGAAGCCAUUGUUCUUAGCGAGAGAAAAUGUUUCUUCUGAAGCAAUAGAAAAUGAACGAGACAUUCUUAAAUCUCUGGCCGAAAGCUCUGGAAAGUCCCAAAUUGCUAUGGAAAAGAUGGUGGAAGGCCGUCUCCGAAAAUACUUUGAAGAGGUAGUGUUGUUGGAGCAAAAGUUUGUUAUGAAUGAUGGUAUUAACAUUAAGUCUUUGCUCAGUGAUCUAUCAAAAGAAGUUGGAUCAUCAGUGAAGAUUGGCAGUUUUCUGAGAAUUGAAGUUGGUGAGGGUAUUCAAAGGGUUGAAGCUUCUGAUUCAGCUAACACUGCCGCUCAUGCAGCAUGAUUACCGAAGAGCUUUCUUUGAUGAGAAAAUCUAUGUUAGUAGGAUGCAAUGUGCUUAAUUUUUUUUUUUUUUUUUUUGCAAAUAUUUAUU